Messenger RNA from Anthostomella pinea, 1098 nucleotides. Lineage: Eukaryota; Fungi; Ascomycota; Sordariomycetes; Xylariales; Xylariaceae. The record is from the annotation of a GenBank genome assembly.
AUGCGUGCGAAGUCGCGAAGCAGAGCUGCUUCCGCCACGUCGCGUGUUACAUCGUCUGGCUUGCCAAGUUCAGCCGCACGAGUCGCCUCACCGACUUUUGCUUCGCAACAUCUACCGGCCUACCUCUUGACCGCUGCUACCGACGACGACGUCGACGAACCUGACACUCACACAUCCGGCGCAAUGGAGACACUACGAAGACUCGCUGAAACCGAGUUCAUUCAUUAUGAUAAGUUUGAAGAACACGUAGGUCCUCAGUUGCGGCUUAUCGAAAUCCAUGCCGACUCGUCUGGCACCACAAGCUACAUCAAUGAGAACCUGACGGAAGGCGACUUGCUAAGUCGGCUUGUGUCAUCUGAAGCAAGCAGUUCUCGCGCUGUGGAUGCUUCGUGCCAGCUUGUCACGAUGAGAACCAGCAGCCGUGGUACGGCCACUGAAGGAGUGGGCAUGUCCAAGGCAGGCUUCCUUCAGCUGAUCGACGCUUUCCAAAUCGACAGAUGUAUUCUGCAACUUGUCCAACUCAACUCUUACGGUCUCCAUAUGUUCAGUAAUGGACACGAUGGAUGCACGUACUUCGUCGCGGAUAUGCGCUACGAGCUAUUCUGGUCGUUCGAUCCGACAACCAUGAGAACCAGGGGUAUUCUGAUCGUCCGACGUCCUGAUGAUCGCUAUUUCGGUGCAAAGUACUUCGGCCGAGCACUGGAAAAACUGGUCAGCUCGGUGAAGCAGCAAAGCGCUCACAUUUUCAAUCCAUACAUGCUGCUCUUCGUCGCUCUGGUGGACCUGGCCUCUUGGGUCGAAGAAUCGCGGUACGGAGAGUGGAAGCGUAUCAUCGACUUUGAGCACACGACUGGGUACGGGCCUUAUGGCGGGCUUUCGAAUGGGAAGGCGGAGCUGCCUAUUGAUCACAUAACGUCGACUGCUAAAGCCAUCGAGGCCACAUCCGUCCACUUUGCCAGAUUUCAAAGGCACAUGGACAUCAUUGACGCGUUGAUAGCCGAACUGGAAGACGGCAGUACCUGGCGCAAUUGGUUCCAACAUCCCACAGCAAAGCGGCAACUUGAACUAUGUGAAAGAGACACAUGUUCAUUAUGUUGA